GUUUCCAACAAGUGCAGUUAUCUGGGAGCAACGUUUGGGACAAAUGACAAAGAAUGCGCUCGUCUCCUCCCGGGCAUCCUGCCGACGCAAACUGGAAUAUAUUUCGAUAAUCCUCUGGAAGAGCAACUUUUGCAGAGCACGCCGGCACGCAGCGCGGCGCGGCCUGCACGCUACGGACCGGCAUGCUGCAACGACGGCCCGGGGUGAACACAAUGACGUAAAAAUGAAUUCCUUACGACCAACUCCUGGAAGCUAGCGUUAAUAUUUUUUCUGGCCACGGAAGUCGUCGUGCCUUCCAGUGACUGCAAUCAGGGAAGCUUUGGAUGGGAUUGCUUUGAAUUCCUAAGCAUGCUGGUGUGCAGUUCUGCUCAGCUCAGGUGACAACCUAGAAAACGUUCCAUUGAUGGGAAAAAUAUUGGGGGAUGCAGUCGUUGUCCUUUUUAAUUGUGGAAUGUCUCGUUGCGUUAAGUGAGCAAGUCAAACUGUGCCUCAUGUGUUGGUCAUUGACACUCAUUAUAUACUUCAUGUCAACCCGUAUUAAAAAAAGCUGUUGUGGCCUUAUGGAACAUUCCUUGGAGAGCUGGUUUUACUUAUCUCUGACAGCAUGCAUUUUCAAAGAUUUCCAUACGCAUGUGUGUGUGUGUUGAACAGGAAGUGCCGAGUCUUCUUAGGAGAAUUUUGCAGAUUGUAAAUCACACCAGUCACAAUGGCAGUGUAUUGUGUUACACGGCGGAGAAAAAAGAAAUAAAAAAUGUCUGCCAUGCUCAUCCAGAUGUUACCUUCAGAUCUUCUGCAUAUCACAGCUGUCACUGAAUCUGGAUGGAAAGUUAGGAUCCUUUUUUAAGUGCUGCAAAGGGCAAAUUGGUUGAUUGAUUGCAUUAAGUGAUACUCCACAAUGCAAAUUUAUUCAGCAAACUCACGGUCCAAUGAUAUAGAUAACAUUCAAAGCAAAAUAAUUAAAAUAUUUAAUAUUUAUUAUAGAUAUUAUAGAUAUUUAUAUUAGUAUUAUUAUAUUAUUUAUUUAUUUUUUAUUAUAUUUCCAUUUAUUCAGCAGACUCAUGCUAGAUAUAAAAUACAGAGCAAAAUAAUUAAAAUAUUUCAAAGAGAAUAAAUACAUCCAAUUCAAAAGUACCUAUAAUGUAAAAUAAUAAUUCAUUCAUUAAAAAAAGUGAAUGUUGACAUUCACCGAAGACGUGGAAUAUUCAAAGCAUCAUCAUCAUCAUCAUCAUCAGACAGUUUAUCAGUGAUGACAAGACAUGUCCCAGGUACUUCGUUUUACAGGCGAGAAAAAACAUUUGCCCUGACAGUUAAAAGGAUGGCAAAACGUUCUGCAGAUGAUGACAUCCCUCUUUUUGCCUUUAACACACAUUACCUCCUGGAUUUUAUUUUUUCAUGAUUUCUAAUUAAGAAAACAACACCAAAGCUCACAUCACUCGCACACUGCUGUGCCGCUGUGAUAAUAAUUAUGUUCCAAAACAAAUUUUCCCAAACAUGUACGAACUUCAGCUUUGACCAAAGCUGCAAUUUGUGGUUCCGCUCAAGCAGCUUUGCUUGGCUUUUCUUCUCAUUUUGGCGUUCUGAAUGUGCAUGCAUUGAUGGAGUUGGCAGAUGGGUUUUUUUUUAUUAGUCGGUCUCAUUGUACUGAAAAGCAAAACUGACAAUCAAACGUAGAGACCAAGGUCAAAAAGAAGAAAAAUCCCCUGGGGAACAAAAGACAAACCAUUUGCUAUUGCAACAAAUUGAGAUUUACAAAAUCUUAUUUUGUUAUUGUUGUCUCUUCUCCAUCUCCGCAGACAAUCUGACGUCAAUUAAAGGAUUCACAUCCAUUACGGAAGAUUGGAGUGGUUCGAGGAAUUGAAUGCUCCUGGAUACUGGCAAUUUGACUGGGUCGAUGCCACCCUCUCUGUAUAAUGCGAAAAGAAUUGCACAUACUGAAUACAUAAGCAUCGGGCAGGCCAACGAGGCGAGGUGGGCUGGACGGGGGCCACAUGGCAGGAGCCCCAAGUGCAGCACGCAGCUUCAUUCGCAUCCUCUAGGUGCCGCGGUGAGGCGCUUCCGUUCCCAAGCGGACUCUGAAAAGGUGGUGUGCCCAUGAGGUCGUCUAUGCUGGUCCUGUUGCUUUUCUUCAGUGCCCAGGCCGUGGCCUCCUUUGGGGAGAAGUCAGGCACCUCCAACGCACAACGGCGGGACACAAACGCUGCCGCCGCCCCGCGAGUGGACACCAAAGUCUUCAACAGGCGGCGCAGGCUCUCCCCCAGGGUGCUGUUCAGCGCCGGGCCGCCCGACGGUGAUCCCGCCGGGUCCCACGGCGAGCGCAGGAGCCGGCGGCGAGCGGGCCAGCCCCAGCACCGAGGCGUGUACUCAGUAUGUGAGAGCAUCAGCGUGUGGGUGGGCAACAAAACAAAGGCCACGGACAUUUCUGGCAACGAGGUGACGGUGCUGCCGGACGUCAACAUCAACAACGUCAACAAGAAGCAGUACUUCUUCGAGACCACGUGUCACAGCUCCCACGAAGGCAACUCGGGCUGCUUGGGCAUCGACGCCCGACACUGGAACUCCCACUGCACCAACUCGCACACGUUUGUGCGGGCGUUGACGUCUUUUAAGAACCUGGUGGCGUGGCGGCUCAUACGCAUCAACGUGGCCUGCGUGUGCGUGCUCAGCCGCAAGUCGUGGCGACAAUGACCAGGCCGAAAGAAAGGACUUCUGCACAGAGUAAAUUAUUAGUAUUUUGCCAAAUUCCAGAGACCGCAUGAAAUGCGGAUAACGGCAGGCCUGGGUCAAAAAACGGAUUCCCAACCCGUCAAAAUUUUGCAAAAUUUAGGAUGCCUCAUUCAAACAGACACUUGCAAAAAUCUUCAGAUCACUAACUGGGUUGUUCAAUUUUAGGCUUGCUGAGUGGAGAAGUACUCCAAAGAUCUAUUUGUGUAAUAAGCGUAUAUAUGCCCUCUGGCAUCCGUGCUGGAGCAAGAAUAUUUCAGAACAAAUAGAAACACUCUGCAAGGUGAUUAAUUGACUUCUCUGUUCAAAAGGAAGGAAAAGAAUUGGCCAAGGAAAUCUACUACAUACUGAGAGAUUGCGAUUAUGCAAAAAUUUCAAAUGCCAUUCCAUCUGCCGGCUGCGUAUAAAAAUGGUUGGGAAUAAUCGAAUGACGCAGAGUGUAAAACAAAAUGCAGCCAGAGAAGAGACUAUCCUCGGAACAGCAGGUUUAAACUUGUCAUGCAGGCAGCCAAGCGAACAGCACAGCCCUCCACACCAUAACACAAGCAUACUGCAAGUGUCUUGUUUUUUGCGACUUGACCCAGGUCUGAUAUGAGGGAAACAUGUUCAAUAUAGUGUUUAUUAUUUAUUAAACAUGUACAUUAUA
Messenger RNA from Syngnathus typhle (broad-nosed pipefish), 3367 nucleotides. RefSeq names its product nerve growth factor b (beta polypeptide) (gene ngfb). Gene Ontology annotation, biological process: nerve growth factor signaling pathway; neuron projection morphogenesis; memory. Bases 2092 to 2685 code for a protein of 197 amino acids. NCBI's taxonomy places the organism in Eukaryota, Metazoa, Chordata, Actinopteri, Syngnathiformes, Syngnathidae. Gene Ontology annotation, molecular function: growth factor activity; nerve growth factor receptor binding. The transcript is spliced from 4 exons. The record is from RefSeq and is a predicted model, not a curated record.